AUGUUCACCACGGGGCUUUUAUCAUUAAUCGCGGUCGCAUCGCUGGCACAGGCAGAUGAUAUUACUGCUACAGUGAAUCUUGCCGUGUCAAGAGGCGCGCCUUAUCACUGGGCUUCUGGAUUUAUCUAUGGUAUCCCUGAUACACUUGACCAAGUCCCCGACCAUUGGUACGAGGAUAUGGGAUUUCGCUAUGGUCGAGCCGGUGGAGCACAACUCGAGGCUCCGGAUCGAGGCUGGAUCUGGGGAUUGAAUGAGUACUAUGGUCGUCUCAACUCAACCCUGUCCAACUAUGAAACUUCCCGGAAGUACGGCGCUGAUUUCAUCCUCCUCCCGCACGAUAUUUGGGGCACUGAUCAUGCGAACUCGUCGACUGUUUGGCCUGGUGACGAUGGUGACUGGACAAACUACGACCUCUUCGUGAAAACCUUGAUGAGCGACCUCAAAUCGAACAAUGCGCUCGAGGGCCUUGUUUGGGAUACCUGGAAUGAGCCGGACGGGAGCUCGUUUUGGGCACGAAGCCAGCAACAAUGGAUUGAUCUAUACAUUCGGACAAACAAUAUUCUCAGGUAA
Molecule: messenger RNA, 570 nt
Organism: Penicillium malachiteum
Lineage: Eukaryota; Fungi; Ascomycota; Eurotiomycetes; Eurotiales; Aspergillaceae
Exons: 1
Coding region: 1-570 (189 amino acids)
Source: RefSeq, a predicted model, not a curated record